AUGAAAUAUCUUGGAGUGGACAAUGAUCGGGAAAUCUUGCUUCCUCCUGUCACUUCUCCAAGGAGAUCACUUGUCGGAAUCUGGUGUAUGAGAAGGUAUAGGGAUACAUGGUCUACAUGGUCUAUAGCAUUCCACUCCGUGGAUCACAGUCAUGAGUUACCAUUGUUCUACCAUCGGACCCGGCUAUCUGGAGACCUGAAAGAUGGCGAUUGUUCCCUGAUUAUAAACAACAUCACACGGGGAGAUGCAGGAUAUUAUUUAUUCAGAAUAAAAUUUGACAAUGGUUCGAGCCAUAAGUAUUACCCUGUAACCCAGCUUCACGUUUCUGGAUCCAUUCUCUAUCUGCUGGAUUUCAUAGAUAAACCCACGAUAUUCCCUGCUGAAGUUAUUGCAGGAAAGCGUGUGGAUGUAAGCUGUACCUUCAACACAACGUGCAAUGGAACAGCAGCACCUGUCUUAAACUGGGACACUCCCACUGACGUACCUGGAUCAGUCUCAAACACUGUAACUCAGCAUGGUGUCACUCUGACCUAUACUUCUGUUCUGACCCUGAUCCCAUCACUCAAAUACCAUGGACACACUCUCAGCUGCAGAGUGAGAUAUCCAUCUGUUUCAUCGGAGCGGACCCUCGUACUUACUGUGCAAGGUAGAGACUCCAGUAAAUGGACAGUAGGAUUGCUCACGGCUGGGAUCAUGUUGAGUGUUUUCCUGGCUGGAAUCUUCAUCUUCAUCUGUGUGAGAAAGAGAAAGACAGCAACACAGGAGAGAGUUUCAGGGACCAGUGACAUUGCAUUGACCCCCAGUCCACUCUCUGUGAUGCGCCAGGGUAAACAGAACGUGCUGAUUACUGAGCCCCGGGACACAACCAGAGACACAACUAGUGAGGGGAAGACCCUAGCUCCCCGGGAUCUCUCUGAAGGUCCAGUGGGAGGCGAUGCUGGACAUGGGAACGCCGACAAUCCUGACGAGCUUCUCUACACCAACAUCAACUUUUCAAAGCUGCCCAGCGGUGACAGGGCUGUGCACAGGAGUGAGGACACGGAAUACGCACAGAUCAGGUUCCAGAAAAACUGA
Messenger RNA from Carcharodon carcharias (great white shark), 1074 nucleotides. RefSeq lists its product as uncharacterized. The transcript is spliced from 6 exons. Bases 1 to 1074 code for a protein of 357 amino acids. The record is from RefSeq and is a predicted model, not a curated record. Lineage: Eukaryota; Metazoa; Chordata; Chondrichthyes; Lamniformes; Lamnidae.